Molecule: messenger RNA, 255 nt
Organism: Enterobius vermicularis (human pinworm)
Lineage: Eukaryota; Metazoa; Nematoda; Chromadorea; Rhabditida; Oxyuridae
Source: the annotation of a GenBank genome assembly
CUGUCGGAAGGAGCCAAUGGUGACACUGAACUUAUUAGAGCAGUGGAUAAUCUUUAUGUUGCUUGGAAUCAACUGCUCUACAAUCUUCUAGCAAAACCAGGUUUUCAACCGCCAAGUCCUGAGCAUAUUAAAGAAGUCGCUGAAUUUACACUAAAACAGCUGAAAGAUGCUGGCCAAGAUUUGUCAAGAGAAUUUGUUCAAGCUGGGCUUGAAUGGAGGUUAUCUCAUCCUGACGAAGCGCGAACUGAGGUAUAG